ACAGAAGGAGGAGAAAAAGGAAAAACCUCUUAAACCUCGCCUCCUUCGUGCCCUGUGUUACCGGCCGGAGGCGAAGAUCCCAUUGUUCCGCCGCCUCUACUCUCAAAACCUAGCGACAUCACCGGCCGGAUUUGAAGAACCCCUGGCGUGCUCCCCCUCUCUAUCUCUGCCUACAUAUACAUACAUACAGUAGAUAUAUAUAUUUAUACAUAAAACAUGGCGACGGUGGCGGAAGCCCGGGCGGUGAAGUCUCUGAACAAAUCUCCGGGUCGCAGGCGCUUUGUGUUCAAGACGUUCUAUCAGCGUAUCGAGGAAAUUGACAUUGGCGUCUUCCGGAGUCUUGACCCUAUCAAGUCGGAGCCCUCCGAAGGGUCUUCGUUUUUCCGGGACUGCCUUGUAGAAUGGAGGGAAUUGAACACUGCAGAGGAUUUUAUUUCUUUCUAUGAGGAAAUGAUGCCCUUGGUGCAAACAUUGCCACAGAUAAUACUGCACAAGGAGAUGGUACUCUCGAAACUUCUUUCAAGGUUGCAAAUGAAAGGGAGGCUGUCACUUGAACCUAUUCUCAGGUUGAUUGCUGCAUUGUCUAGAGAUCUUUUGGAGGACUCUCCCCUCUUUCUGCAGAGGAUAGUCGAUUCUCUAGUCUCUCUUCUCAAAAGUGGAGCUGAUAGAGAACCUGAGAUAAUUGAGCAGAUUUUCAUGUCAUGGUCUUAUAUCAUGAUGCAUUUGCAGAAAUAUCUUGUAAGAGAUGUUGUCCAUGUUCUGAGGGUUACAACCAAAUUAAGAUAUUAUCCAAAGGAUUAUGUCCAAGAAUUUAUGGCAGAGGCAGUGUCAUUCUUGUUGAGAAAUGCAUCUAUUGAGCAGCUUAUAAAGGGUAUUAGAAAAGUCAUGGUGGAUGUUGCAAAGAAACCGCUGGCUUCCCGAAAAACUGGAGUCAGUGCUUUACUGUGGUAUGCUAUGAGGGGAACUUCAUCAAAAUUGCAUUCAAGAGCAGAGCAAGUUUUACGGUUAUUGAUGGACAACUCAAUAUUGAGUAUUGGUGAAAAAUUUACCCAAGGCUCUGACUCUGUGGUUGAAGUUGUAACUGCAGUCUUUCAGAGGUUAUGUGAGGAGCUUGAUCCUAAGGAAUUGACCUUGAUGUGGGAUUGUUUAUAUGAGGAAAUAACUGAUACUAUGUCUAAUGGAUGCCCAUUGCACAUCAGUCGGCUGCUCUCCCUGCUAAUGUCUACCGUUCAAAUUGACUAUGUCCAAAAAAUUUCUGAUUACCAAUUGAUGCUUCAAGUAAUUCAGGUGCUUAUGCAGAAGUUUAUCUUGCCUGCGAGAGUGCUGGAGGCAGUGGUCCAGUCUUCUGAGAUCAUCGAUAAGAUUCUGCAAUUGAUGCUUUGUAUUCUUGAUGGGCUUCAUCUAGUUAACAAUGAGUCAGUUCUUUCUAGCAUUUCGGUGCAAUGGACUCCUGUAUUUGAGUUAAGAAAUUCAAGUUUGCUGAAUUUUAUCAAGCAAUUACUGCUUAAGGACAGUGGCAUAGUCCAUGUCUUCAGACAGAAUAUUAUACGUGCAUUGAGUGAUUUGAUAGAAACUUCGAAAGAAGACGUUAUACUUUUGCUGCUUAUGUUCUGUGAAAAACUGCAAGAUCAAAGCUUCAGCUUCUUAGAUGGAAGAUCCAAAGAAGAGGUUUUGAGAAUCUGCAGUUACCUGCAAGAUGCUGUUGGCUUCUGGAUUGGGGUUAUGAAUCAAAUUGUGCAUGGCGAUUCAUCCAUUCAAUUUCAGGAGAUUAACUUGGCUUUGCUGUGGGGCAUAAUAAGCUGCUAUCCCUAUAUGAAAGACGUCCAAGCAAACUCAUCCAUAUUGCUCGAUCUUGUGUAUGCACUUGAUCAGCUUCUGGUGAAUGAAUUAGACAAUAUUGCAGGGUUUCCUACACACACCUGGCAAAGCCUAAUUGGGGCUGCUUUGAGUUCCUAUCAAAAAAUGCAUUUUGGUAAUUUUGGAGAUGAAAAAGUAAGCCAAUUUUUGCUACUUGCUUCAAGAUACAGGUCAUCACCACAGAUACUAUCUGCUGUAGCUGAUUUUUUGGAUUCUGUGGACCAGUUUACAUUUCAAGAAGCAGCCCAUAAUGCUGUAUUGUAUCCAGAACUUAAAGUUGAUAAGGCUAUGGAAUCAUUGGGCAUAUUUGCUCAAAAUUUGUGCAACUCAGACAAACUGAUCCGACUUUCCACCUUAAGAAUAUUGUGCCAUUACGAACUUAUAAAUAGUGAUCAUGUUCCUGAAGAUCAGCCUGCUGAGAAAAAAAUGAGAACUGGCAGUUCUCAAUCUUGCUUGGCCAAUAAUCAGCAUAGUAAUGUUCUUCGGCUCCUCCUCUCAAUUGAGGAAAUACCUCUUUCAGUUUCCACGAGCAGGAAAGCAGUCCUGUUUAUUUCCAGAUUACAGAUGGAUUUCUCUGCUGCAAGAAUAACUGAAGCAUAUUUGCCCUCCGCUCUGUAUGGAGUAAUUGGUGUCUUCCACAACCGAAUUAGCUAUCUGUGGGACCCAGCAUUGGAAUGCCUUGCUGUUCUGAUUAACAGGUAUUUUGAGAGGGUAUGGGAUGGAUUUGUUCAGUAUUUGGACCAAUGUGAAUCUAAUUUUUUAGCAUCUCUUGAUCGACCUGAUGGGAGCGAAUGCACAACUACUAGCAAGUCCAAUGAUUUGGUUGAACGUUUCAAUUUGUUUGUUUCUCCUAUAUUUGAUAACACCGCCUGUGCAACUGUUUUGACGUUGUUAAUUAAGUCAUUGCAAAGAGUUCCAACUGUAACAGAAUCACGGUCUCGGCAAAUUAUACCUUUGUUCUUGAAAUUUAUGGGUUACGACAUCUGCGAUGUUGACAGCAGUGUGGGAUCAUUUAACACACAAGUUUGUAAAGGCAAAGAAUGGAAGAAUGUCCUCAAGGAGUGGUUAAAUCUGUUGAAAUUGAUGCGAAAUCCCAAGUCAUUCUACAGGGGUAAAUUCCUUAAGGAGGUUUUGCAAUAUAGGCUUCUUGAUGAAAAUGAUGCUGAGAUACAGAUGAAAGUUCUUGAAUGCUUGUUGAACUGGAAAGAUGAUUUUUUAACCCCAUAUGGCCAGCAUCUGAAAAAUCUGAUCAGUUCAAAGAGUCUGAGAGAGGAACUAACGACAUGGAGCCUGUCCAAAGAAUCUAAUUUUGUUGAAGAACAUCAUAGAAUCUAUCUUGUACCUUUGGUUACACGCAUUCUGAUCCCCAAAGUCCGAAAAUUGAAAACGUUGGCCUCUCGAAAGCAUACAAGUGUACAUCAUCGCAAGGCAGUCCUCGGAUUCAUUGUUCAACUUGAUGUUCACGAGCUUCCUCUUUUCUUUGCACUGUUAAUAAAGCCAUUGCUACACAAUUCAAAAGAUUCUGAUGGGACCAGGAAAUGGUUCUGGGCAUCACCUGAACAGUUUAAGGAUGAAUUUGAUUUGUCCAAUAUUUUGAACCAUUUCACCAUGGACAACAUAGUGGCCCUUUCUUGGAAGAAGCGAUAUGGUUUUUUGCAUGUAAUUGAAGAUAUUCUUGGAGUUUUUGAUGAAUUGCAUGUUAAACCCUACCUUGAUCUGUUAGUUGGAUGUGUUGUCCGCAUGUUGGGGAGCUGUACUUUAAUUCUUGACAAGGGAAAGAGUGGAGGAUUAGCUUUAGAUGGUGGAGGAGAGUAUCAGAUCACGAGCAGUACAGCCAUGAAGCAGUUCAAGGAACUCAGAUCUUUAUGCUUGAAGAUCCUUUCUUUCGUUCUGAAUAAAUAUAUGGACCAUGAGUUUGGGUGUGAAUUUUGGGAUUUGUUCUUUACAUCAGUGAAACCUUUAGUAGAUGGUUUCAAGCAAGAAGGUGCAACUAGUGAGAAGCCCAGCUCGUUGUUUUCUUGCUUUCUUGCUAUGAGCAGAAGCCACAAGCUUGUAUCAUUAUUGCAAAGAGAAGAGAAUCUUGUCAGUGAUAUUUUUUUUAUUCUUACUGUUAAAACAGCUUCCCAAGCCAUUUUAUCUUCUGUUCUGAAGUUUGUUGAGAACCUAUUGAAUCUCAGUAGUGAACUUGAUGAUGAAGACAAUCCAACGAUGACAUUAUUAUUUGAUAACCUUGAGGCACUGAUCUGCAGUUUGCACUGUCUUUUCAAGUUCAAUAAUGUAGCAAGGAGGAAAUUGGUGAAAUGUCCUGGGGAGAGAGAGCUAAAUAUUUUCAAGUUGUUAUCAAAAUAUGUUAAAGAUCCUUCAGCAGCAAGUAAAUUUGUUGAUAUUGUCCUACCUUUGCUAACAAAGGGAGUUCAAAAUUCUGAUGCAUCUGUAGUAGCUUUGCAGGUCAUUCAACACGUGAUACCCUUAUUAGGGAGUGAAAGCACAACAGGAAUUCUGAAUGCAGUUUCUCCACUUCUCAUUUCUUCUAGUCUGGAUGUACGGAUAUCUAUUUGUGGACUCCUUGAUUCUCUUUCCAAAACUGAUGCUUCUGUAAUGGAUGUGGCAAACCUUUUUUGUGAACUGAAUGCUGCCUCUGCCUUGGAGAUGGGUGGUCUUGACUAUGACCGUAUUAUUAAUGCUUAUGAAAAGAUAAACAAAGACUUCUUUUAUACUGUUAGAGAGAAGCACGCAUUGAUCAUUUUGUCGCAUGCUGUGUAUGACAUGUCAUCUGAAGAAUUGAUUUUGAGGCAAAGUGGAUAUAGAUUAUUGCUUUCAUUUAUUGAGUUCUCUGCUGAAAUUCUUCACCAAGAAUUAAAAUUUGAUGACAUCUAUUGGUCUGAAGCUUGCAUUCACCAGAUAAUUAACAAGUUUUUUCUCAAACAUAUGGGGGAUGCAAUGAACAAAGAGGCUCCUACACAAAAGGGAUGGAUUGAUUUACUUCGAGAAAUGGUGUUGAAGCUUCCAGAGAUGCCAACCCUUAAAUCGUUUAGGGCACUGUGCAGUGAAGAUGCAGAACAAGAUUUCUUCAACAAUAUUAUGCAUUUACAGAAACACAGGAGAGCAAGGGCUUUGAUACGCUUUAGGAACUUCGUCAGUUCAGCCAAUUUGCCAGAGGUCACUGCAAGUAAAGUGUUUGUUCCUCUCUUUUUCAAUAUUUUAUUUGAUGUACAAGUUGGAAAGGCAGAAAAUAUUAGAAGUGCAUGUUUGGAGGCUAUUGCGUCUGUUGCUGGUAACAUGGAAUGGAGGUCAUAUUAUGCAUUUUUAAUGAGAUGCUUGCGAGAGAUGACCUUCAAACCAGACAAACAGAAGGUCUUAUUGCGGCUAAUCUGUGCUGUUCUGGAUCAGUUUCAUUUUACAGAAACUGUUCCAGGUCGAGAAGGCAAUGAACAUGGUACUGUUGACUUUUCUGAGAUACAAUCAUGUCUCCAUAAAAAUGUGCUGCCUAAGAUCCAGAAAUUCUCAUCAUCUGAUUCUGAUAAUGUCAAUGUCAACGUCAGUCUUGUGGCACUUAAGCUAUUAAAGUUGCUUCCUGGUGAUGUCAUGGACAUGCAUCUUCCAAGUAUAAUCCAUCGUGUUUCGAACUUCCUUAAAAAUCGCUUAGAAAGCAUUCGUGAUGAGGCUAGAGCUGCUUUGGCUGCCUGUUUGAAGGAGCUAGGUUUGGAGUACUUGCAGUUCAUUGUCCAAGUAUUGAGAGCAACCUUGAAAAGAGGAUAUGAGUUGCAUGUUCUGGGAUAUACUCUUAAUUUCAUUUUGUUAAAAUCUCUAGUGAGUCCCAUUAGUGGGAAGUUGGACUAUUGUCUCGAACAGCUUCUUUUUGUGGUGGAGAACGAUAUUCUUGGAGAUGUUUCAGAAGAGAAAGAGGUGGAAAAGAUUGCUUCAAAAAUGAAGGAGACUAGGAAGCUCAAGUCUUUUGAAACACUGAAAUUAAUUGCCCAGAACAUCACAUUCAAAACGCAUGCCUUGAAGCUACUUUCGCCUAUUACAUUUCGUUUGCAGAAGCAUCUUACCCCAAAAGUGAAACUGAAAUUGGAAACUAUGUUAAGCAACAUAGCUGCUGGCAUUGAGUGUAAUCCAUCUGUAAAUCAGAUUGAUCUCUUUGUCUUUUUAUAUAGCCUCAUCGAAGAUGGCAUUAUGUGUGAUGCAAAUAAAAGUUCCUCUGGUGCAAAUGCAAAAGAGCAGUAUAUAGAUGAGGAUAGCAGCAAAUUUAAUUCAGGAAGGUUAAUUGACUCCAGUUCACAAUCAUCUCAUCUUAUUACAGUUUUUGCUCUCCGAGUGCUGCAUGAUCGCAUUAAGAAGACAAAGCUUAGUAAGAAGGAUGAACAACUUUUAUCAAUGUUGGAUCCCUUUGUCAAAUUGCUUACUGAGUGUUUGAUUUCCAAGUAUGAAGAUGUCAUAUCUGCAGCCCUCAGAUGCCUUGUUCCAUUGGUGAGACUGCCUUUACCAUCCCUUGAAUCACAAGCCGACAAGAUAAAGAUUUCUAUAUUGGUUAUAGCUCAAGGAUCAGUAAAUACCAGCAGCCCUCUGAUGCAAUCAUGUCUGAGCUUGUUAACAGUGCUUCUGCGGAACACUAGGAUUACACUUUCCACAGAUCAAUUGCAUAUGGUGAUCCAAUUUCCAAUAUUUAUUGAUCUUGAAAAGAAUCCCUCAUUUACUGCUCUUUCACUUUUGAAGGCAAUAGUGACUCGCAAGCUUGUAGUCCAUGAGAUAUACGAUCUUGUAACUCAGAUUGCAGAACUGAUGGUUACAAGUCAAGUGGAACCAAUUCGCAAGAAGUGCAGUCAAAUUUUAUUGCAAUUCUUACUUGACUAUCAUCUUUCAGAGAAGCGUUUGCAGCAACAUCUUGAUUUUCUGCUUUCAAAUCUUAGGUAUGAACAUUCAGCAGGAAGAGAAGCUGUGCUUGAAAUGCUCCAUGCAAUUGUAAUCAAGUUUCCAAAAACAAUUCUUGAUGAGCAUUCCCAGACGAUAUUUGUCCAUUUGGUCAUUUGUUUGGCCAAUGAUUUUGACAACAAAGUCCGAUCAAUGGCUGGUGCUGCUAUAAAGCUUCUGAUUGGGAAUGUGAGCCUGCAUUCACUUCAUUCCAUCCUGGAAUAUGGUCUUUCUUGGUAUUUAGGUAGUAAGCAGCAUUUGUGGAGUGCUGCAGCACAGGUCUUGGGGUUACUGGUAGAAGUGACAAGAAAAGGAUUUCAGAAACAUAUCAAUGAAGUGCUAUCAAUGAUAAGAAACAUUCUCCACUCUGCCAUUGAUACUCUCACUGACAGACAUCUAGAUCUUUCUGUUGAAGUUGCAAUUCCUUUUUGGAAAGAAGCAUAUUACUCGCUGGUUCUGUUGGAAAAGAUACUGCAUCAGUUCCAUGAUUUGCGCCUAGCAAAGGAUCUUGAGGAUCUAUGGGAAACAAUUUGUGAGUUUCUGUUGCACCCACAUAUGUGGCUUCGUGAUGUAUCAAACCGACUGGUGGCCCUGUACUUUGCCUCAGUAACCGAGGCCAAUACAGAAAAUCCUGAGAUGUCAUUAGGAAUGUUUUUCCUAAUGAAACCAAAUAGACUUUUUUUUAUAGCUGUUUCUAUCUGCUGCCAACUGAAGUCAACACUCAUUGACAAAGUUGCUGAGACCCUUAUUAUCCAAAACCUCAUCUUUGCAAUUUGUGGUGUGCAUUCACUAUUGGGACUUAACAAAGGAGUGGAUGCUCGCUGCUACUGGUUGUCACUUGAAAACCAUGAGCGAGAUCAUUUCCUUAAAGCAUUCCAGCUCCUUGAUCCUGGAAAAGGAAGAAGUACGUUAGCAUCCAUGACAUCGGGUGACAGUAAUCGUAAUGAUCAAGAAAAAAAUGAUCUAUCUUUGUUCGUCUCUCACUUGCUUAAGAGAAUGGGAAAAGUUGCCCUUCAGAUGGAAGCAGUUCAGAUGAAAAUAAUCUUUAGUGUUUUCAAGUCAAUCUCACCCAAAAUUGUCAACCCAGAAAGGUAUUCAUCACAAAUUGACAACCUUCAAGGUUAUGUAUAUCAAAUGUUGUUACCACUGUACAAAGUUUCUGAAGGAUAUGCUGGGAAAAUUAUUCCAGAUGAUGUGAAGCAAUUAGCACAAGAGGCUGUUGAAAGUAUUAGAGAUACAUUAGGGACGAAUAAUUUUGUACAAGUUUACAGCCGGAUCAGAAAAGUUCUCAAGGUGAAGAGGGAUAAGAGGAGACAGGAAGAAAAGUUGAUGGCAGUGAUCAAUCCAAUGCGAAAUGCCAAAAGGAAGCUGAGAAUUGCAGCAAAGAAUCAAGCCAACAAGAAAAGAAAAAUAAUGACAAUGAAGAUAACAAAAUGGAUGCGUUAAAUGAAUCUGGAGGUUUCUUCUCCCUAUCACAUAAGCGAGGCAGAUGUCCCAGUUGGAAGUGGGGUUUCAUGUGGAGUUUUCCUUGCGACAAUGAACUGAAAGAGGGAGCCAACCCCUUGAGUUGCCAAGAAGGUAUGUGGAGAAGUGAUGAUUUGGUGGUUCAAGAGGAAGACACCAAAAAAGUGAGAAGAGGUGAAAACCUAAGAGGAAGCAUCAGAAGAUGAUACGAAGAGCUGAAGAGGAGGAAGCGCCAAAAGAUGAGACGAAGAUCGCAAGCUGCUGAAUCAUUUUGAGGGGGUUGCAACAUCCUACUGUUGUUACACCUCUUCCUUCACUUGCUGGCAGGUUUUGCUUGGCGUUUGAUGGUCUUGAAGGAAAAGAUUCCACUGUUCAGUGCCUAUAUUUAAAUGGUUUUGUAGCACCAGUAGUAGGUAGUUACAUGGUUGUGUUCUCUUAACUCCACACUUUUGCCAAGCUACCCAUAGCGCAAUAUCAUUGUAAAUGAAUUUUGUUUACGAGUUAAGAGCUGUUAUUUUAUGAGUGUUAGGAAGAGAAUGA
Messenger RNA from Diospyros lotus (date-plum), 8772 nucleotides. RefSeq lists its product as uncharacterized. The coding region runs from base 217 to 8214 and encodes 2665 amino acids. Gene Ontology annotation, cellular component: 90S preribosome; nucleolus; small-subunit processome. The transcript has 32 exons. The record is from RefSeq and is a predicted model, not a curated record. NCBI's taxonomy places the organism in Eukaryota, Viridiplantae, Streptophyta, Magnoliopsida, Ericales, Ebenaceae.